This is a messenger RNA of Bombus impatiens (common eastern bumble bee), 1296 nucleotides long. RefSeq names its product aprataxin (gene Aptx). Gene Ontology annotation, biological process: double-strand break repair; single strand break repair. NCBI's taxonomy places the organism in Eukaryota, Metazoa, Arthropoda, Insecta, Hymenoptera, Apidae. Gene Ontology annotation, cellular component: nucleus. Gene Ontology annotation, molecular function: single-strand break-containing DNA binding; double-stranded RNA binding; DNA 5'-adenosine monophosphate hydrolase activity. The transcript is spliced from 5 exons. The coding region runs from base 367 to 978 and encodes 203 amino acids. The record is from RefSeq and is a predicted model, not a curated record.
GCAUGCGUAUUAUAUGAUUCGGAAUAACGGAGCGUAGAUAAAUGUCAAAUUCAGUUGACGCUGUUCCGUAUUCAGAAAGAUCGGAAGUGGACAAGAUUAAUUAAAUACAAAGGAAAUGAGAAUUGAUAAACAUGCUUAGUGCUAAUUACGCACACACUACGUCUUUCCAAACAGAAUGCAAGCAAUCUCUCUAUAAUUAUCUACUUUUCGUACCUUAUAACACAUAUCACAUCACAAACAUAACCUCUGAGAUAUUUAUACGCUAAUUUGUUUUAGUAUAAAAUUCAUAGAAAUUGAAAUACUAUUGACCAGCAGUUAAUCUUAUUCGUUGCAUUACCCCGUACUUUAUUACUAUAUUAUUGCAUUAUGCUAUUUAUAACAUGGACAAAGUGCCGAAAAUUUGUUUCACUGUUUACAUCAACCGAUGUAAUAGCUCCAAAGAGGCGUGAUUGGGCAACAGGUUUGCUUGUUUCUAUGGAAGAUCCUCAGUAUAAAGUAAAGGAAAAUGAUAAAGUUGUUGUCAUCAAAGAUAAAUAUCCAAAAGCCCAAUAUCACUAUUUAGUUAUACCAAAAGCAGACAUUCCAUCUCUGUGGCACAUAAAAAAAGAAAAUGAAGAUUUAUUGUUCCACAUGCAUAGCGUUGCUGAAGAUUUAACUCAAGAGCAUAAAGAGUCUGAGUUCCUUAUUGGAUACCAUGCUGUACCAAGCAUGCACAGAUUACAUUUACACGUAAUAAGUACAGAUUUUAAUAGUCCUUGUCUAAAGACCAAGUAUCAUUGGAAUUCGUUUACAACUCCCUUCUUCUUACAUUCAGCAGACAUUUGCCACCAGUUACGCGAGAAAGGUGAACUGAAAAAAUUGAAAUCGGAGGAGAGCGCGCAACACUUGAAUACUCCGCUAAAGUGUCACAAAUGCCCAACCAUUUCAAAGAAUAUGCCGGAUUUAAAAAAGCAUCUGUUGGCGCAUUUGUCAAAUUAAUCAGAAAAAUCUCUUCCUAUGCCUGUUUUUACGCAAGUAACCAUCGCUACUGUAGCACGCAAAAUACUUCGAAGAAAAUAAUCAAUUAUUCAAAUGACUAGAUGUGCUUUUUAUAUGGUAAUUCCUUAAGUUACAGGAAAAUUCAUUAAUAAAUGUACUCUUAUGCAAUAUGGAUUAAUGUUAAUGGAAUUAAAUACUUACGUUCCAAUGUCGUCAAGACAUUUUUAGAGUGCCAUAUGAUGUUAAGUAUCUUGUAAUUAGUUUAUAAUGUACAAUAAUUGUAGUGUAAAUAUACAUUCUGUAUAUACUUACCAAGAA